ACUGACGUCAGCGUUACUAAUCAGGAAAUACGGGCCGUUUUCCCCCCCUCGUCGUUUACUGAAACACAAAAGUAACAAUGAACACUCAAGAUUUGCAACGAUAUACGGGCCAACAACGCCAAAGUAAUCUUUUGGGGUUGUAAAUUCACGUCGAACUAAGUUUCGCGACCAUUCGCUUUUACCGGGACACCUGGAAUUUUUUUUUUUUUUUUUCCCGAGGAUGGAUGUUCCUCAACUCACCGAAGAUGAGAUGGCGGACAUUAAAAAAGAUCUCUCCCAACAUGGUCGGGCAGGUCCUGACACGCAUGCGGCACUACCUCUGUGAGAAGAUCCGGGCACGGUGCCACCUGGACUACCUGCGCUCCCGCCGGGUGCUGACCCGGGACGACGCCGAGGAGAUCAACAGCAAAAGCACACAGACCGGCAGGACGGGCUGGCUGCUGGACAUCCUCACCGAGAACCCCCGCGGCCUCGACGUCCUGAUCGACUCCAUCCGGGAGCUGCGCUCGCAAAACUUUGUCAUCCACAAGAUCACGGACGAAGUGCAGAAGGCCAAGAAUGAGAAGCUGGAGUCUCUCAGAGCCGCAGCUUCCAGUUCCUCACCCAAGAACGACCUCAGCCCUCCGUGUCCGGUCCACGAGCUCUCCGGUACAUUUUCAGACGAGUCCACCGUGGUUUUCUGCCCGGACGGACAACAAAGUCCCUCCUCCGCUUGGGAAGUCGGCGCCCGCCCCAGUGGGCCGUCGCUGCCGCACGCCGGCGCUCUGUUAUCGGUGGCCUCUUCCUCUUCCUCGACCCUCCCCAAGCCAGGAGACCCGGGAGCGCCCGCUCUGCCCGAGGAUGAGCAGGAGCAGUCGACGGCGCCGCUCUCCGGCAUCGAAGCGGUGUCGACGGGCUCCGCCGGCGGCGGAACGGAUCCCAAAUUCCAACCCCUGCGCUCUCGAUGCCUCACACCCUCGUCGCAUCGGAGCAACUUUUACUAGAAUAGAAUGUUUGCAUUAAAGGGAUAACCAGGUAUACAUGACACACCCACUAACCACGUUUUGCUGCUUGUUAUUACAGUAUAAUACAGUCACUACACUGUACGCCCAAACAUACACAUCUCUUGUGUAUAUAAUUGACACCUGUGAAAUUCCCCCCAAAAUACCCAAAUUAUGGUACAAACUAUCAUCACAUUUAAGUUAGCAUUAUCUGAUUUUAAAAUGUCAAAUAUGUCCUCUGCACUCGCUCUCGGAUUUAUUUUUGUACACAAAAGACAGAUUGGAGUGAAAUGUAUAACACAAGAGCUGUAUCCAAAAUUUAUGGAUUGAUUAAUGUUUUUUGGCAUUCAUCCACUUCCUGUAGCACUUGUUUUCGUUCAUUUUUUCUUGCUGAAAAUUGGGUCAUGAAAACAUUUUUAAUAUUCAUUUAUCAAAUCAAACACAAAUCGUUUUAUAAAGAACGUGGCAUAUAUUUUUGACUUUUUUUAAUUUGAUUAACGGGGUUAUUUGUAA
Molecule: messenger RNA, 1493 nt
Organism: Syngnathoides biaculeatus (alligator pipefish)
Lineage: Eukaryota; Metazoa; Chordata; Actinopteri; Syngnathiformes; Syngnathidae
Gene: bcl10
Product: BCL10 immune signaling adaptor
Exons: 3
Coding region: 225-983 (252 amino acids)
Biological process (GO): positive regulation of extrinsic apoptotic signaling pathway; adaptive immune response; canonical NF-kappaB signal transduction
Cellular component (GO): cytosol; CBM complex
Molecular function (GO): protein kinase B binding; NF-kappaB binding; kinase activator activity
Source: RefSeq, a predicted model, not a curated record